AUGUCUUCAUCUCAACAACGGGUUUCAGCCAAGUCUUUCAGUCACUUUGAGAAGAAUCUCAAAAUAUUGGAGGAGAGUUUGAACAAAAGUGAGCAAAUUAAAGACCAAAUUGUAAAUAUAUUGGAUCGGUUUGAAUCCCGAUUUUCAAAACUUGAGCAGGAAAUGACAACAAUGAACGAAAGAAUUGAUGUGCUAAAGGUUGCUCAUGAUAAUAUUGAUAAAACAAUUAAAAGUGUUGAUUCUACUCUGGAGAAAUAUAACCGACCACAAGCAUUUGAGAAGAGGCUAGAAAAAGGAGUCAUGAAUGAUUUGGAAGGAUUUCUCGCUGCAAUGAAACAAAACGAUGAUACCAUCAAUUUCUUUUCAAAGCACAGCAACUAUAAAGGAGCCGAUAAGUUAGAAGACAAGUGUCGAUCAUUGAGACAAAAGGCCAUUCAAAUAUUGGAACAAGAAUUUCAGAAUAUUUUGCAAAAUGUUGGAGCAAAAUCUGUGGUGAUGGAUCCAUUCCGAUAUCGGAAAGAAGAUUUGGAGAGGGAUGAUUUCGAUUUAACUAAUGAUUUAAUUCCUCCAGACAAGGUUGAACAACUCGCUUUGAUUUCUCAACGGUUGGAAAGCAAGAUUGUUAUUAGAAAAACUUAUAUUCAAUUGAGAUCCAAGUUGAUCAACUCUGCUCUAAAUGUAUUAAUUCCCGAGAAAAAAGACAAAACUGCUAUUCAAGUAGCCAGCAAUUUGAAUGCCAUCAAACAAUUGAAAAAGAAGGAUGAUGAUAUGAUUCUGAGUCAGAAAUACUACAAGAAAGGAUCACAUCCAUUUAUCUUUUACAUGAAUUUUUACUUGAAGCUAUUAGAAUCUGAAAGGAAGAUUUGCAUGAAGGUUGUUGGUGUUGAUUUUCAGAAAAAUCAAAUAUAUGGAGAUGUCAUUUCACCAAGUUUGAAAAUCUUCAAAGACCAAGCAGAAGACUUGGCUGAGAAGAACAGAACCAGCGAAAAGGUGUUCGUACUGCUAGACAUUUUGGAAAACUUUGAAAACAAACUUCUUAAAAACUUUGAAGAAGUAUUGUCACACACACAACACUUGGAGGCAUUCCGUAGCUUGAGCGAAACCUUUAAGAAUAAUAUUAAUGACCUUCUGUCGGAGUUCCAUAGAAAUAUCCACACAAAUCAAAUCAAAGGAUCCACAGAUGGUGUGGUGCAUCAAGCCACAAGCAAUGCAUUUUCUUUUAUGAGAAGGCUUCUCGAAUAUCCAUCCAUUGAAAACAUACUUAAAGAGAAGAGAUUUGACAAGGAUCGAACAUUUACAUAUACCGAAGUCAAAACAUAUUUUGGGAAAUACUUACUUCAACUAUUAGAUGCAGUAGAACAUAACAUUGAGGAAAAGAAAAAGCAAUAUGGAACAAAGCAGAAGAGUUUAGCUGCUCUUUUUGUACUGAACAACCAUUACUACAUUUUCAAGAAUCUACAAGAUCAAAACAUUAAGAAACAUGUCCCAGAAGCUAAACAGCGAGAAUACAAGAAACUGAAAGACGACGAUAUUAAUACGUAUAUAACCGCAACAUGGGAUGACACAUUGUCUGUCUUUAAGGAUCAAGAAAAGCUUAAACCAGACAAGAACGGCAAAUAUCCAAAGAAAGAAAUUAAGAAACGUUUCUCAAAGUUUAAUGAACAACUCAAAGAAAUUCAUACUAUCCAAAGAACGUAUUGUAUUCGAGAUAUUGAGCUCAAGGAACAACUUCGUGAAAGGACAAGAGAGGAAGUACUUCCACCCUACACUCAAUUUGUAGAACAAUUUCGAAAUGUGGAUUUCACAAGCAACAAGAGCAAAUAUAUUUCUUAUACAGAAGCCACUAUUAGCCAAAUGAUUGAUCAAUUCUUUGAUGAAGAGAGGAACAUGGACGACGACGAUGACAUGUCUUCAACUUUUGAAUAA
Messenger RNA from Naegleria fowleri, 1926 nucleotides. RefSeq lists its product as uncharacterized. Bases 1 to 1926 code for a protein of 641 amino acids. The transcript has a single exon. The record is from RefSeq and is a predicted model, not a curated record. Gene Ontology annotation, cellular component: exocyst. Lineage: Eukaryota; Heterolobosea; Eutetramitea; Acrasida; Naegleriidae. Gene Ontology annotation, molecular function: phosphatidylinositol-4,5-bisphosphate binding. Gene Ontology annotation, biological process: exocytosis.